AAACCAUUACGUUACUCUAUCCUCUGUAAAUUAGAUAAAGUCAUUUGUAUUAAUAUUCACUUAACGGUUGUCUCAAGCCAUUUGACAGUGUGGUGGAAUUGAUGUUUUCUUUGCUAACAUGAUAAAUAGCCAGCUAAAUGGCUAGGAAACAAGAUGCAAGCUUUCUAAAGGAGAAACGUCCAUAUAGCAGUAAGAAGGCCUAGCAGCAUGCUAGUGGCUUGCCUUAGCGAGCAACGUAACGUUACAGUUUAACGUUCCUGUGACCGACAUGCCAUAAUUAGAAUUGGAUAUCAGUGUCAGUUAGGGUUAUUUUAAGUGUUCCCAAGAACUUGCUGGUGAGGACCAUGAUAUGACUGAGCCUCAGUUUACUCGCAAAUUUGGUAGUUCAGGGAAAACGGCUAGACCACUGGCUAGUUUAGUUAGCUAAACAUUAGCUGGCAUUAGGUAGCAUGCUGGCUAGUAGCUAGCAACUAGCUAGCUGUAGGAUGCAUAGGUGAAUGGUGUGGAUUAUUAUCGAAGUUAGUGAUUCUUGUGUCCUAUGACAAUGAUGUCUUCAAAACCCAGUACAAUGGAAUUUGAGAGGAGAUUGGAGGCUAAACUGAAAAUUAGUGAGAAAGCUAAGAAGUCUUCUGGCGGCUCUGGAGGUUCCCCUGUGAGGACAGCCAUGGUAAUCCAGGACGACUCGCAGCCUGCUGCCCCUCCACCUCAGAUACGCAUUUUAAAGCGGCCAUCCAGUAACGGCUCCUUGGGCAACGCUGCCGCACUGGCUCGACCUGCCGUGCCGGUGAAGACCCUGGCCCAGAGAGAGGCAGAGUAUGCAGAGGCACGUCGUAGGAUUCUGGGUAGUGCCAGUUCUGAAGAGUCUACUUCAGACAAACCAAGCCCCGACAGGCCAGUGCGUGUCACUGCUCCACCUUCAUCAGAACAAGACAGGCUUAACAAUCAUGCAAUCCGCCAACCAACAGGUCCCGAUGGCUCGCAAGGCUUCCACCACUGUAGAUAGAGAGGGGAAGGGGAGAGAGGGGUCCGUCUACUACCCAGAGAGAGUCAGUGGGGAGGCCCAAAUCUACACAGAUGGGCUGGUGACAAACAAAAAUACACAAAACCACGGUGAUCUUUUCCAGAAUUGGAGCGAGCAGCAUGAAGAUGAAACGUAUUGCUUGGGAAGGUCACACAAAGAUCCUUCCCUCCAUUCUCACCCUUACCUCCACUCCCUGCCACCAUGCUCCUGAAACUGGCCGCCGGUGGACCCUCGGCACUCCCCCACACUGGGACGUGGGGCCAUGUUGCUGUGCUGCUGAGGGUCAGGAGUGUCUGCCACAGCCCACACUGUGACUCGCCCACGGCUUCCUCAGGACUCUGCUCACUGUGAUGGCUCCCCGGUGAGCACCUCCCAGCCCUGCGUCGGGGCUUCGGUGUGCUUUGGGAACGGCCAAGAGUGCACCAGCUUGGGCUGGAAGAGUGGCUGCGCUGGGACAUGGAACAGGUGGAGGCCCAACCACAGUCAGUGGAUUGAGCCAGACAUGACCCCAAGAAGGGACCAGCAAGAGAGUAGGAGUAUAGUUUCACAAUAGGUGUUAGCUCAAAUUAGCAAUAAUACUGAUAAAACAUAAAAAACAUGGGCCCAUCUCUCCCCUGGGCUGCUCCUACCCAUGCGAAAAUAACCUCCAUCUCUGAGUAUUUGGACUGUCUUUAUUUUAUUUUUUUUAAAAGCAGCUUAUAGAUUUUGUCACUGUAUGUCUGAGCGGCAGUAGUAAGAAUGUGUACAGCUUUGAGUUUUAGAGUUUCUCAGUUUGAUCAUACUGUCAAAUGCCUUUUAAUUUGUGUCACAGUUGUGCUUAAAGACUAUUUCUGAAUGGUAGCUUGAUUUAGAUACGUCAAAGCUCUUAGCAUUAGUACUCAUAACAUAGUUUCUUCAGCCACUGGAAAAAAAUGAACGUCUGUGCUCUUUAGCAGUUUGAUAGUGAAAUUCAAGACGUGGAGUUUAGAGGCUUUCACAUUUUACUGUAGAUUCAGUUCAAGAUGGUUCCUUAUUCAAGUUUCAAUGACUUACUUCAUUUUGUGACCUGCCUCUCAUACAGGUGUUGCUUUUGUCAAAAAGAAAAUGUAAUGAAAUUAGCUAUGAACAGAACAUCUGCAUACAAGGUCCCUCAGCUCAGAUACAACCUUAUUUGGUUUCAGCUAUAUUGGUUCAGGAGAUAGAACAGCUGGUUAAGGCCUUUCCGUUUCAUGCAUCAGACUGUGGCUGUUUCUUCCACAAGUUAUGAAGCAAUUCUGGAUUCUGAGAUUGUCCAACCAUUUUCCUCACUCCCCACUAUUCACUCCAUCUUCCACUCAAUAUAGGGGUCCUCAGGAAAAAAAAAAGAUGUUGCAUAAUCUGGGUCGUUUCCAGUGGCAAACAAAUCUGUCUGGGUCUUCACCCACAGCUUGUGCGAUCAUAUCUAAUGUCUUGUGGAGAACACAAAACAAAGCCUGUAAAAUUUCUAAAUAAUCCCUUUAAUAAAAACUUUGACAAAGUACCUAUGUGUGAAUAAAACUGUUGGCUUGUUGAGAAUGUCA
Clupea harengus (Atlantic herring) is the source of this 2559-nucleotide messenger RNA. Its product is annotated as SUZ RNA-binding domain-containing-like. NCBI's taxonomy places the organism in Eukaryota, Metazoa, Chordata, Actinopteri, Clupeiformes, Clupeidae. The record is from RefSeq and is a predicted model, not a curated record.